Molecule: messenger RNA, 1449 nt
Organism: Pochonia chlamydosporia 170
Lineage: Eukaryota; Fungi; Ascomycota; Sordariomycetes; Hypocreales; Clavicipitaceae
Product: transferase family domain-containing protein
Exons: 1
Coding region: 1-1449 (482 amino acids)
Source: RefSeq, a predicted model, not a curated record
AUGGCGGAAUACGACAUCUACCCAACCCAUUUUUUGGAUAACAGCCGCAGCCACAAGAACCUCCUUUUGGCAUGGACUCUCCGCUUCAACGACGUGCUAGACGGUGAGAAGCUCAACGAUGCUCUGUGGCAGCUCUUGGAGAUUGGGGACUGGAGAAAGCUUGGCGGGAGAUUGAGAAUGGACAAACAAGGCAAACUGGAGAUGCAUGUACCCAAAGUGUUCACGAAGGAAUAUCCUCCCGUUUAUUUUACCAGUGAGUCGUUUGACUUGGGCAUUGAGGAGCAUCCUCUAGCCAGGGAGCUUCCGACUCCGACCGAAAACGUUUCCUUACAACGGCCAGCGUCAGACUUUCGCUCCCUCUCGACUCGCACAGAUGCUCCAAGAACGCUCACAGACCUUAUCAGCAAGGAUAUCCCACAAAUGUCUCUACACGUUGUAUCAUUCAACGACGCAACUCUUGUCUCAGUCUCAUGGCCGCACGCUCUGAUGGACGGCAUGAGUUUACAGUCCCUGCUCAAAUCGUGGUCCCUAGUUCUGGCUGGCAAGAAUGAAGAAGUUGCCCCGUUACUUGGGGCUAAAGAAGAUCUUAUUUACACGGCAGCGUCUCCGCAAAUCGUGCCCAAGGAGCCUUGGAUUAUGGGAGAGGCAAUACUUACAGGCUUCGCAUUUUUCCUGUUUGUCGUGCGAUUCCUGUGGAACAUCCUUACGCAACGAACCAUAGAAUGCCGAACAAUUUGCUUUCCAAGAGCAAUCAUGGCCAGACUUCGCCAGAAGGCUUUGGAAGAGGCAGCAGAAGUGCAUCGUGACAAGGAAGACCCCCCUUGGCUAAGUGAAGGUGAUGUUAUCUUGGCAUGGGGUGCAAAGAUUGUCGCCAUGGCUCAGCCAUCACCACGACCAAUGAACGGACUGUGUCCCUUGGACUUGCGCCCACGACUUCCUGAGCUGGCCGGCGCGAAUGGAGUAUUUAUUCAAAACGCCGUGGCCUGCGCGGGUAUCCAGUUGUCCAAGGCCGAACUCAAACAGCCUCUUGGCUUUAUUGCGUCCAAGUGGAGAGAGGCUCUCACCACGCAGACUACGCCAUCACAAGUUCGUAGCUUCCUCUGCGAAUCCCGCAAGCUCUGGGAUUCUGGUAAGGAUCCUAGCCUUGUCCCGGGUUUGUGGAAUGGUGAGCUGUUCACCGUCACAAAUUGGACAAAGGGAAACUUUGUAAAUGUAGCCGACUUUUCACCAGCCGUGUCCAAAACUGGGCAGUCGGGCGAGAAGAGAAGCAAUCGGCCAGGAACCAUGGUUUACCACCAGUCUUUUGUCUUGGGGAAUGAUGCGACCAUGAGAAAUGUGAUUGGAGUGGUGGGCAAGGACUGCUGGGAUAACUAUUGGAUGACGGGGUAUUUUUCACCGAGGACGUGGGCUGUGAUGGAGAGGGAGAUUGAAACCUUGAGUCGGAUCUAG